AUGGAUUCCAAGCGUGCCCUUUGCCAAAUCCAGCUGGCCUGCACUCUGGGUUUCCUAAUUGCGCUGUCCUGCCAAACAGCGCACGCAGCCAUCGCUGGCAUACCCAAUGUCGCAAUUUACAUGAGCUCAGCAAAUGGGGUUCUAGACCUUACAUGGGACGCGAGUCCGCACAGCCUUGAGCUUCAACUUCGCGGCCUUGGCUUUGUUGUCAAGGCCGCCGAUGAUGGACAGCCCAACCUGACCGGCAACGACGCCCCAGACGCGUAUGUGAUCCCAUACCAGAACGGUAACACGUUUUAUGUCUCCGCUGAGGAUAUGCGUGAGGUCGCAUCUUACGUUGCCGCCGGUGGGCUCGUCAUCCUGCUUGAUGCCGCGAGCGGCGACGGGGCCGCGCUCCGCGAUUUUGUAUCUCAGGCUCUUAGUCUUCAAGGCGACUGGUACCUUUGCAAACGGGCUGUCAAACCCAAAUCGUCUACCAAGCGUUUCGUGUUGAGCCGCCUGGGGGACAGCCUCGCGCUCACCGACUGGGCCCCAUCGUUCCUACCCGACGCUGGCCCCAACGCGGCGGCGGCGGCGAUUGAGGGUGCUGCCAGUGCCGCCGUCGCUGCCGUUGCUGCGGCCCGGUGGCCUUCCCGUCUGGAGGACUCACGCGCCGUCGACACGCUGACGCCUUGCGUGCACGAGGACUAUGCCAUGAUUACUCGGCCCUUGUACACGGUCAAAGGGGAGGAAAUGCAGGUGGCUGCCCAAGCGUUCGGCAAGGUCGGCAGCCCUGGCGCCGUGGUGUGGCUCGGUUACAGCUGGAAGGACGGGCCCCAGCCGCAAUGGGGCGCGCUGCUGAAGAAGCUCAUCACCGACUUCGAAUCAGGCGCCUACAAGACGCCGACUGAGGAGGAUGCGGCCUGGGAGCCGGUGAACCAGGGCGACCGAAUGGUGGAAGAGGCAGUGGAGCGAGUGGGUGUAGAGCCCGGGCAAAGAAGCUGA
This is a messenger RNA of Volvox carteri f. nagariensis, 984 nucleotides long. RefSeq lists its product as uncharacterized. The transcript has 5 exons. The coding region runs from base 1 to 984 and encodes 327 amino acids. Lineage: Eukaryota; Viridiplantae; Chlorophyta; Chlorophyceae; Chlamydomonadales; Volvocaceae. The record is from RefSeq and is a predicted model, not a curated record.